CGCUAGGUCACUAUGUAGAGUUUGCUACACUUCAUGCGAGGACGCCACACUGCAGUUCCUGUCAUAGUUUUGUCAUCUCUUCAAGAUUUCUUCUGAUUUUAGAGUACAUCGCUACACCAGACAAUGUACCGGAUGUUGAUAUUCCUGUCGCUGAUGUCGUCACUUCCGGUGGGACACCUGACGACCCACACCUGCCCCAUCAAAUGCUGCUGUCCAAAUAUAAGAACCGCUCAGUGUGGCACAUACCUCACCGUUGUGCCUACUGGGUUUCCGGAAACCCUGGAAUCCCUGGACCUCACCGGAAACCGGAUCGCAGGCCUGGACAAUCUCUCACCACAACAGCUUCCUGAGCUGACUGAAAUGAACCUCGGACACAACUAUCUCACACUUAUCCCAGCCAACUCUUUGAGCAACUUCACGGCUUUACAAGUUCUGAAGCUUAAGAAUAACCGUCUUGACUCUCUCACUGUACAAUCUUUUAAUGGACUCAGUAACCUUGUUACGCUCGUGUUACACGAAAACAGGCUGACAUCUCUUCCAGCUGGAAUGCUGACUUCCCUCACCUCCCUUUCUGUCUUGUCUGUCAGUAAGAACGAACUAAGCACAUUUAGGGGGGCUCUGACUUCUUCAGGUACAGAGAGCGGAUUGAAAACAUUUAUCCUAGAUCAUAACAAGUUCUCCUCGCUUAGUUCUAACAUGUUUCAGGGACUUGCGAAUGUUGAAACUUUGAUGUUAGAUCACAACGAAAUUUCCGACAUAGCGUCUGGUGCAUUUUCAGGAUUGUCCAACUUAGCGAAUCUCUCGCUUUCUUAUAAUUCUAUUGCGGAACUGCAAAACUCACCCUUCCGCGAUCUAGAGAAGCUAAAACAUCUUUACCUACAGAAUAACGACAUGACUUACAUAGAUAGUGAUGUACUUCGCGAUGUGCCCAAUAUAGAGACCUUAUAUCUGCAGUACAACAAGCUGAGUAGCGUACCUCCUCUUCAAGGUAAAAUCACAAAUCUGAACAUUGCACAUAACAAUCUACAGGGAUGGCCUCAACUUGCCUUACCUAGCCUUCAGACGCUACUGUUGUAUGCCAACAGCAUCCAUAACAUAUCAAAGAACGACAUGCGAACUCUCAUAAAUCUUGAAACAUUAGAGUUGCAGUUCACUGGCUUGCAGUAUGUUGAAGAGGAUGCGUUCGAUCAACAAGUCAAUCUAAAACGUCUUAUUCUGAGAAACUGUGCGCUGAAGUCUUUACCCCCACGUGUCUUUUCCUCCUUGACAAGUCUUGAAGAGCUUCAUCUACAAAAUAAUCGACUAGUGGAGAUAUUAGACGACACCCUCUAUGGUUUGUCGUCAUUGAAAGAGUUGUAUGUUUUCGGAAAUGCGAUAGGUUCUAUCAGCGACCUCUCUCAUCUUAGUAGACUCACAAUUCUGAAUUUAGCCCGGAACAAGUUAACACAGAUACCCGACUCAAUACGCCGUCUUAACAAACUUGAACUGCUCAACUUUGAUUCGAACCAGAUCACCAAUGUUUCCCCUGACGUCUUUUACAAUUUGACAUCGCUGCAAAAAGUUUAUAUGUAUGACAACCCGUAUCAUUGCGACUGCGCACUGAGCGAUUUUGUCGCGUGGGCUGCUGGGAAGGAUGUGUUCAUAGGAGAACUGCUCUGCGCAAGCCCAGUACUGAUGCGUAACCGAACGUUAAAGAGCCUUAGCAUAGACCAACUUGAACUGGUUUGCAAUUCUGGCUCCAACACUCCGGCCAUUGUUGGGGGUAUCUUUGGCGGCAUUGCGAUCGGAUUUGUGGCUUCCAUUGCAAUCAAAGUGAUGCGCAGAAAAUCUGCUAAAUUUCGCACCAAAUUUGUGGAGAUGGACUCAGUGAAAGACGAAGAUGCAGUCAGUAUUGUCAACGACAACCAUUCUGACGUUGCUUUCCAAGACUAGAACUAAGGGCAUACAAAAUUACACCGACUGCUUUUUUCUCAGUACAUUUACAUUUUAAAUGUUCUUAAAAUUAAUGUGGUUAAAAAUUAUCUUAUAUACAUGACUUGACAAACUUACUUGCAUCAUGAUGCAUUCGUCACAAAAAUUCACAGCAAAAACGGCCUUUGCUUCUUUUCCAAGCUUUUGUUUCAAACUUUACUAAAGCUUGAAAUUUGGUAAUUUUUUAUGAGUUCCGUAGUAGGUCAUGAGUCUUAAAUUUUGUCAUAACAUAGGAUGUUACAAAUAGUUCUUUACAACGAUGCUAUCUAUUUUCUUUAACAAUGUUCUGUCAAUGGAAACAAACCAUCAAUAGAAUAUCAGUCCAUAUUCAUCGAUCGCUUGUUGGGUGCGUUUAAAAAGUCUUUUCUUUAGGUGUGCAAAUGAGUUAGAUACACCUCUUAUCUCCUUAUGUAAUGGUGUGUGACUGUGUGUGCAUCUUUGCGCAACUGUUUUUACCAUGCCCCUGCCCCUACCAUACUGUCUAGCAUGUCUAUUAUCAAAUACAAUCCUGUACAUGCACCAUGGCGCCCCCAAAAUACAGAAGUUUCUCAAUAAAAAAUAAGCGCCGAUAAUCAUCAUUAUCAUUGUCCAAAUCAUACUUUGGAUUUCACUUUAUAAUAGAAUAUUUUAGAUACGCUUUUAUACUUAAUGAGUUAUUCACAUUUCUCGAAUCAAGUAUAAAAGUUUUCAAGGGACUCGAUGCUAUAGACAGAUUUGUAUAUACUUUUAUGUGACUGCUUUACUAUUAUAAAGAAUACCGAAAUACUAAUGAUUAGCUUACUCCAUUGUAACACUAUAUUAAAGAAUUAUGUUAGCUUUAUCCUAUACCUUUAAGCAUUAUUUUGUACUUUGUGUAAUAGCUGUUGCCAUACAUUGUACCGUGCACAAAUGUCGUGCAAUAACGUUCUAUAUCUAUCAUCAUCAAAAUGGUUGUAAUGUUACUUAUCAUAUAUAGAUAUAUGUCAACUGUCAUCUAGUCA
Messenger RNA from Branchiostoma floridae (Florida lancelet), 2951 nucleotides. Its product is annotated as insulin-like growth factor-binding protein complex acid labile subunit. Bases 124 to 1932 code for a protein of 602 amino acids. The record is from RefSeq and is a predicted model, not a curated record. Lineage: Eukaryota; Metazoa; Chordata; Leptocardii; Amphioxiformes; Branchiostomatidae. Gene Ontology annotation, molecular function: protein binding. Gene Ontology annotation, cellular component: extracellular matrix. The transcript has 3 exons.